AGUCGCGCUGGUCGAUUCUCGAAGCCAAGCCAAACCAAUUAAUUAUUUCUAUGAAUAGCAAAGAUCUUUUCGCAAAGUCAUGAUGGUCACGUUUGUCUUCAUAUAGUGCAGCAGCUAUCAUAAUUCUCUCUUUAAACAUACAAUGAUAUCUUCAUAACCUGCAAACAUGUGGAUUCUACCUCUUGUUGGGUAUCUUGGCUCCAUCGUGGGCUUCUGCUUCUUGACGCUAGCCAUAGCUUCCGGACUAUACUAUCUAUCGGAGCUCGUCGAGGAGCAUACAGUUAUCGCGAAACGACUUCUAACCAGACUUAUCUAUUUCGUCAUAGGCCUACAGCUCAUACUCUGCCUUAUUGAUGGGUUCCCCUUUGUGUUAACCCUAAUGGGUAUUGUAUCGCACGUCGUAUACUUGGGUAACAUGCGACGCUUCCCUUUCGUCAAGCUGUCAGAUCCGUUGUUCAUUACCUCAUGCGUGCUGGUCCUUGUCAACCAUUACUUUUGGUUUCAAUAUUUCUCCGAGGCGCAGCAACGGUCCUACUCACGCAUGUCCUCCAUGUACGACCAGCCAGACAUUCCAAGCUUCACGGAAAUUGCCUCCUACUUCGGGCUAUGCGUCUGGCUUAUCCCCUUCGCAUUAUUCGUCAGUCUAUCCGCUAGCGAUAAUGUGUUGCCUACGAUCGGGACCGAACAACCCUCGCAUGACGGUAGCGAUGGAAAGAACAAGCGACAGGGCAUGGUGAAAGUGAUAGUCGAUAAUGUACUCUCGGGUAUCGGAGAAGUUACCCGGUUGGCAGGCUGGAAAAAGCCGGAGGACCGCUUCUAAGCCCAUUACAGUAUCCAAUUCAAAUAGGUAAUAAUAUGUAUAUAUGUAUAAUAUUCUUCACUCAAUUGAGUGAGGAAUUGUUAUUUUGGUCUGUGUGAGCUCUAGGCAUGUAUGCAUCUAUAACCGCCAAUACUAUGCUCCAGAGCAUAUCGCAUAU
Molecule: messenger RNA, 977 nt
Organism: Hypoxylon trugodes
Lineage: Eukaryota; Fungi; Ascomycota; Sordariomycetes; Xylariales; Hypoxylaceae
Product: DUF396-domain-containing protein
Exons: 4
Coding region: 167-820 (217 amino acids)
Biological process (GO): endoplasmic reticulum to Golgi vesicle-mediated transport
Cellular component (GO): Golgi membrane; COPII-coated ER to Golgi transport vesicle; endoplasmic reticulum membrane
Molecular function (GO): COPII receptor activity
Source: RefSeq, a predicted model, not a curated record